Molecule: messenger RNA, 1280 nt
Organism: Vicia villosa (hairy vetch)
Lineage: Eukaryota; Viridiplantae; Streptophyta; Magnoliopsida; Fabales; Fabaceae
Product: mediator of RNA polymerase II transcription subunit 20a-like
Exons: 4
Coding region: 138-803 (221 amino acids)
Biological process (GO): regulation of transcription by RNA polymerase II
Cellular component (GO): mediator complex
Molecular function (GO): transcription coactivator activity
Source: RefSeq, a predicted model, not a curated record
UUACAGGUGUCGAGUGCCACGUAGAUUUUUCCAUAAGUAACUCUUGUUUGUUAAAUCAGCCAUUGUAAAACAACUGCCUUCAAGGUGGGUCGAAAUUGGAUUCCAGCACCGUCACCGGCUCUAACCAGAACCUCAACAUGCCCGUCAGAUGGAUUCUUCACUGGCAACCAAGCCAAGGAUCGGUAACAAACAGCCACAUACUGAACGAAAUCUCCCAAUGCGUCGACACUUUCAGCGGCGUCAAAGAAGGAAGAUGGAAAUCCACCCUCACUUUUUACAGACCUAAUGUACGAGACCAAUCAAUGAGUGCCGAAUUCCCUCGCGAUUUUCUCGGAAUUUCGCUCAUGGAACAGCCUGAUAAAUAUUACUUCAUUAUUCGCGGCCAUAAGCUUGUUGUUGAGGCCGAUUCUUCAAUCUUAACUAUCAUGGAGAAACUCCAAUCUUACAAAUCUAAAGUUGUCCUUAAUUUUGAGGGUUUGCAGUAUAAACUGGGUGAUUUUCAGUUGAGAUUGAUUAAAGUUAUUCCUAAUCAAACUGAAAAUCUAAGGGGCAUUUUAAUGGAGGUUGAGUAUCUGCCUAUUUCUUCAAUUGAAAACGCGAAGCCAAUUCUUGAAGAGUUCAUUGAAAUAUGGCGACAAGUGCUGUUAAAAAAAUCAUUGCCCGGUCAAUUCGUGCGAGCAGAACCAAUAUUUGCGGAAUAUGGGCUCUCAGACAGUUACAGUUUUCAACACACAGCUGUUCAGUAUGCUGCUGCAUUGACCCAGUUAAUUGCAUCAGUGCAGUCAGUGCAGUUAAGAAGUUAAGUACUUUGGACCAGUUAAGUAAAUGGCAACAUAUAUGUCAGUUAGUUAGGACCAAUUUAGAAACAUGCCGUUAUAAGUUAUAACCAACUAAAAUUUGUCUGAAAGAAUUAAACCUAUGUGUCCUGUUUAUUUGGUUAAAACAUGGAUGGCGUUUUACUGCAGUCAAAAUCAACUGCAGUCACACAUUCAUGUGUCGGUAGCUAUCCUAUUAAGAUUGGACAGUUUUAAUUUAAAAACUAUAAAUUAAAAAAUAAAUCUAUUUAUUUGAACGGUUCGAUCAUGAUCGAACGAUUUAUAACAUUUUGACCAUGUGAAUGCGGCUAAAAGCCUACUGUCUCUAAGUUAUCCAUGGUUUACUCCAGCUACAUCUAACAAGUCAAUGGAAAACCUCCUUGGGAGACAGAACUUGAUGUAACAAAAACUAACAUACCAUAUUUUAAUACUUAUUCAUAUCAUACAUUGAUUCUAUUCAGAUAA